AGUUUUUAUUUUAUUAAAUAGUUAUUUGUUAAUAAACUCAUAAAAAUAUGAGUAUAAUUUAGAAUAAAAAUCAUAAUAUAAGAAAAGUAUACGAGAUUGUUAGAAUUUUGAGAAGUUGGUUUUAAUUAUUAAUUAAAAUCUUGCAAAUAUUCAAAAAAUAAUUUAAUUUUUCUAAUGUCAACACCAUUCUAUACUGUGAAAGUAAAAUUCAUGAAAUUAAUUAAAGGAUGUACCAGCUUAAGAUUUCAUUCGUGCUUAUGCAGAAUACUUGAAAAAAAAUAACAAGAUAAAGAUUCCUGAUUGGGCUUCAAUUGUAAAGACAGGACUUGGAAAAGAAAUCUCACCAAUUGACUAAGAUUGGAUGUAUGUUAGAGCUGCAGCACUUGCUCGUAAAAUUUAUGUUAGAGGUCAUUGGGUAAUAAAUAAUUAUUAAAUUAACUUCAGGGUGUUGGAAAUUUGACUCAUAUGUUUGGUUCAAUGAAUGAUAAUGGAAAGCAUGAAUCUGGAUCAGGAAAAGUGAUUAGAUAUUUACUUUAAUAAUUAGAAACUAUUAAGGUUUUAAAGAAAGAUAAUAAAUCUCUCUUAAAGAAGGGUUCAAGAAUUGUUACCAAAGAAGGAUAAUAAGAUUUAAAUAGAAUUGCAACUCAAGUUGCUUUAGCUGCCAGAAAAUGAUUUAUAAUAUAUCACAGAAGUACAUUAUCCAACAUACAGAU
Messenger RNA from Paramecium sonneborni, 713 nucleotides. NCBI's taxonomy places the organism in Eukaryota, Ciliophora, Oligohymenophorea, Peniculida, Parameciidae. The record is from the annotation of a GenBank genome assembly.